Molecule: messenger RNA, 761 nt
Organism: Diachasma alloeum
Lineage: Eukaryota; Metazoa; Arthropoda; Insecta; Hymenoptera; Braconidae
Gene: blp
Product: mitochondrial import inner membrane translocase subunit Tim16
Exons: 1
Coding region: 176-565 (129 amino acids)
Biological process (GO): protein import into mitochondrial matrix
Cellular component (GO): TIM23 mitochondrial import inner membrane translocase complex
Source: RefSeq, a predicted model, not a curated record
UUCAUCAUUUCAAAAAUGAUGGAACGACCUAACCCUAAAGUUUCACGGAAAAUUAGCAAGUGCGCGCCUUGAGUGGAAAAUAAAAAGCCAAGUGUUUUGAACUUCACCGACAGUGAUCCCGGUAAAAUUGGUCAGUGGAAAAACCCAACAGAAUUGAAGAGACGAUCCCCAGGUUAUGGCAAAGUACAUAGCCCAAAUAAUAGUGCUGGGCACUCAGGUAGUGGGAAGAGCAUUUGCUCGAGCAUUGCGUCAGGAGAUAGCGGCGAGUCAGGAGGCGGCUAAGAGGGCUGGGGGUGGAUCCCAGGGUGCUAAAAGGGCAGCAGCAAACGCCAGGACUGGACUCUCCCUGGAGGAGGCCCUGAAAAUUCUGAAUGUCGAGAGGCCAGACCAGAAGGAGCUCAUAGAGAAGAAUUACAAGUACCUCAUGGAGGCGAACGAUCGGGUCAAGGGCGGCUCAUUCUACCUCCAAUCGAAAAUCGUGAGGGCCAAGGAGAGGAUCGACGAGGAACUCCAACACAGUCACAAAACAACGGGCGCAGAACCUCUCAAGGACGAGACGAAAUGAUGAAUGUCAUUUGGGCUCUUAGUCUGCAAACAAUUGCUACUGCACAUUUGUACAUAUUAUUGAGUUAAUUAAAUCAUUAUGACGAGAGAAAUGAUGUCGAUACGUACCUGAUGAUUUAUCAAGUUUCAGGGAGAUUAUGAAGUAUGUAAUUCAAUGGUUUUUUUAAUAAAAGGGACUAUAGUUGUGUUGCAUCAGU